CAUUAGUAAGAUUGUCUCAUCACAGCGUGACAGCUUUCUCCAGUGUUCUAGUCUGAUCUUCGUCUAAGUGCCCAUCAAGAGCACAUCAUCUAGAACUAUAAACUUUAGGAAACUUAUAAACUCUUAUAUAACAAACCAUAUUUCUUUUUUGGUCUGUGACUGUGAGUAAGAUAAGUAUUGGAGUGCUUUUAGCAAACAGAUUUUUCAGAUUGAUAAGUUUAUGUCUAUUGUGAACAGUACGGGAUUAUUGGAUUAUUUUACUUUGGCUGUUGAGAGGAAUAGAAGAAUUACUCUAUAUAUACUCAGACUCCCCUGGUGAGGUAGAUUAGGGCGUCAUCACUUCCCCACUGCCUGAAAUAGGCAUCCCAUCAUUCCCCUGGUAACCUUGGAUGCACCGCCAUCACCAUGCCAUCACUGGACUACUACGACGUUCUCGAGGUGUCGAGAUCAGCCCCAGAUGCAGAGAUCAAGAAAGCCUACAAGAAAAUGGCCCUAAGGUGGCACCCAGACAAAAACCCAGACAGAAAAGAGGAGGCAGAGAAAAAGUUCAAGGAGAUCUCAGAGGCAUAUGAAGUACUAUCAGACGCUAAGAAGCGUGACUUGUAUGACAGAUAUGGCAAGGACGGUCUCAAUGACGCAGACAUUGACUUUGGAGGCUAUGACACUGGGUUCCACUUCACAUUCAGAGACCCGGAGGAAGUGUUCCGGGAAUUUUUCGGGGGCCGAGAUCCUUUUGAAGACUUUUUCGGAGGGAUUGGAGGCAGACAGCAGAGGGGGAGAAAUCGCACAGAUCGCCGUACUGAUUUGUUCCAAAAUUCAUUUCCAGGCUUUCCAAGCUUCGGCUUCAUGGGAGGAGACAUGGACCCCUUUGCGGGGUUCGGAGGGUCAAAUAGACGCAGGCGCCGCAACCCAUAUCACCAUCACCACCACCGCCAUACUGUCCAUGGCCUCAAUAUCCCCUCUCUUCUGAGGCAUUUCAACCAACCAGAAUCUAGCAUUGCAGACAGCCCAUUCUUUGGAUCUCAGGGGCUGUUCUCUCAUAGAGAGAGGCAGCCAGGAAGUAGAGGUCAACAGGUGCAACAAGCUGACAACCAGAGUUUCACCACAUUCUCGGGUUCUGCAUUCAGUGGACCAAGGCAGGGUGGAAACUUCAGGUCCACAUCCACAUCCACGAGAUUUGUCAAUGGGAAGAAAGUAGUAACAAAAAAAGUUGUGGAAAAUGGUGUGGAAACAGUUACUGUAGAAGAGGACGGAAAGGUCAAAUCAAAAACUGUAAAUGGACAGCAAGCAGAGGCCAUAUCAUAUUGAAAGCAACAACAGCACUUUAUUCUAUAGAAAAUACUGUAUCAACAUUGACUGUGCCAUAGUCAGAGUUGCCAGUGUCUUCAGUUCUAAAAUGUGUCCAUCUGGCCUCAGUUUCACAAAAUAAAAAAAAAUAAAAAAACUUUAGUCAGUUCCCUAGCUUAGUUGACUAGAAUAUCCGUGAGAGUGCUGUUACACUGCUCCUGAUAGGGCAAGAUGUGUCCAUGUGACCAUGUUACCUUGGUAAUUAAGUUUUUAGCAAGGGAACUUGACUUCAGUUUUUUUGUGAAACUGGGGCCUGUUGUUUAUUGAUGUGUGAUGAGCAGGCUCAGUGAACAUGGUCCUCGGGAUCUUUCAGUAGGGGCUCAGAUUUAACUUCAAUCAAAUGGAUGGAUUUUCUUUAAAUCUGAAUGGACUUAAGGCGAUGGUUAACCAGGACGGCUGUAUCCACCUUGAUAAAUAACAGAAUACGACACUUGAAGGCGAAGAAAAUCAAUUGGUUGAAAAGGAAAAAA
Lingula anatina is the source of this 1817-nucleotide messenger RNA. RefSeq names its product dnaJ homolog subfamily B member 6. Gene Ontology annotation, molecular function: Hsp70 protein binding. The record is from RefSeq and is a predicted model, not a curated record. Lineage: Eukaryota; Metazoa; Brachiopoda; Lingulata; Lingulida; Lingulidae.